UCAAUGGACGAGCAAACGUUGCGAGCCGGUGCACCGCAGGCGGAUUCACCAAAGGGUAGCGGCGUUGAUGACAAGAAGAAUUUUAUUUACGUUGGAGUUGGCGGCUUCGCUGGGGUGGGUGGCUAUGGCGGCAUGGCUGGUGGAAUCCCUUUACUCGGUGGCCUUGGUGGGAUCGGCAAGUUUGGCGGAAUCGGUGGUGCAGCUGGAAUAGAUGGCUAUACGGGUAUGGGUGGCCUAGGCGGUUUAGGUGGCGUUGGAGGUCUCGGCAGCGGUACCGGAGGCGCAAGUGGUCUUGGUGGCGCUUUCCCAUCCCCCUGAUGUUU
Messenger RNA from Hibiscus syriacus, 323 nucleotides. RefSeq names its product glycine-rich protein 23-like. The coding region runs from base 4 to 318 and encodes 104 amino acids. NCBI's taxonomy places the organism in Eukaryota, Viridiplantae, Streptophyta, Magnoliopsida, Malvales, Malvaceae. The transcript has a single exon. The record is from RefSeq and is a predicted model, not a curated record.